ACUUAAGCCAUGCAAGCCAGUCACGAUCGAGUGACGAUCGAGUGUACUCGCGCGUGACUUGACUGCUGUAUAUACUCAGUGACUGAGACUCCGUCCAUGCUGCUGCUGCAUCCCGCCAGCUUUCUGGGUUGAACCUGAACGGAUUGGAGCGCAGCGCAGUGCGCCUUUCGCACACUUCGUCGAGCGUCGAGGCAAUCAUCGGCUUGACACCGAUUACGCUUCCCGUUGCCCGUUCCCCUCUUCCUUCCCCUCCCCCUUUGACCACCUUUCCAUCAAACAUGGCUACACUUCCGCGGCUUGCCCCUCUCUCCCUUCCGGCACCGGCACCCGUGCCUUCCACACCGACCAUUACCAUUCUCGGUAGCAGCUCUUGGGCGCAAGAUGCAGCACUGUUCUGGCUAGCCUUUGGCGCCAACGUCAAUCUAAUUUGCGAUCGCGAUGAAGAGUGUCGUAUGUCCGAGGAGCAAGAGCAAGCAAAGUCGUCGCAAAUUCAACUUGGCCUCCUCGACAGGCUGGCUAUGGUGCCGCGCUAUCGAGCCCGCAACACGCUUCUCACCUUGCCCUUUGCUGAGCAUGUCGGUCUGACUCACGACUCUGCUGCCUCCGCCUCCGCCUCCGCCUCCGCCUCCACUUCCACUUCCACUUCCACUUCCGCGCUUUUGCUGGAUCUAAGCGCCAGCUCACCGUCGGCAUCGCAAGCAAAGGCGAUCAUGCUACCUGUGCCCGUGCCCGUGCCCGUGCCUGUGCCUGCGCCUGCGCCUGCGCCUGCGCAGUCGGACGAAGAAUCACGUGAAUCGACGAAUGAACAGGCGCAGGCGUUCCCGAUGCUCUUGCACCUUCUUCCCACUCGCGAUAACGAUAUCCUCGACAGUGCUGCCCUCGAGAUUCUCCUUCCGGCCAGUGCAGAUGGCCCAUCGGCCGAUUUAUACUCAAACUCUUCCCUCACCGCUCUCGACUCGCUUACCGCGGCUUUAGGAUUGACAACCUGGCGAAGAGUAAUGGACGCACAAAGCCCCCUUGAAAGGCUCCGCGCGGCUGUUCGAGACUUCCGCUUUGCAUGUAGCAGGGCGCCAAGCAGUAUAGAGGAAGCACAUCCAGAGCAAGUGCCUGACGGCCUCGACCUGUACAAGAUGUUGCAGAUCAGAUCAGGUCAAGAGCGUCAAUUGCUCGAUGCUCAGAGAGUCUCACGUGGGCUUAGGCAGAUGCCCACGCCCUACCUCUUAGCAUUGGAAUUGCUCCGAGCAAAAUUGCUUUGCAUCGAUGCGCACACGGGUCAAACACACGAGGUGUGCGAUCUAUCGAGCUUCGGCCCUUCAGGAUCCCUGCGCGGUCCGGAUGGGGUGACUUUUGAUGCCUCGAGAGGGUGCGCAUACGUUACUUGUAUGGGCACCCCAUCCUCCGAUAAUGGAUGGAUACUGCGAGUGCCGCUCUCAGUUCGACACGGGCCAGAAGGGGAGCGCGUCGGUGCAUCAAAAGCACGCCACGUGAGCUGCUCGGCGCAGCCAGAAUACGUAGUCAGACCUGGACAGACGCACACGCCGAAGCAAGUCUAUUACGAGGAGAAGACGGAUAGGAUCUACUGGUGCGAUCGAGAAGGUGGUCGGAUCCAGAGCAUCAAGCCGGAUGGAAGCUCUUUACAGACCAUCUAUCGCUCUCAGCCCGCGCACAUCCCGAAACCUCUUGUAGAUCAGCGAGAUUGGUGCGUGGGAAUAGCGAUAGACGCGCAGAGGGAGCUCCUGUACUGGACGCAAAAAGGCUACGCAAAGAGCAUGUCGGGAAGGAUCUUCUGUGCUCCGCUCCCCACCAUCGCUUCGCAGUCGCAAGAAGAAGAAGAAGCAUCACAUUUGACACCGGAUUCCGAAUCUGUGCACACGAUCGCCGACGCACUGCCCGAACCGAUCGACCUGCACCUCAGCCCUGACGGGCAGUGGCUCUAUUGCACCACGCGCGGAGAAGUUCCCUUCGGAAAUUCCGUCCUGAGGUUCUGGGUGGGUCGGUGCGACAAGGAGGGGCGCGGUCAGAAGCCUUCUGCUGCGCAGGCUGCUGCAUCGCAGGUGCAGCGCUUGACACCCGCCUCUUUCGCUCCUCUCCUGGUUUCGCUGGGCUUUCACGAAGCGAUAGGGCUAGCCAUCUCAUCCACACCUCACCACCCUGACGCUCGUAUCUACGUCGCUGACCUCGGCGGCUCGAUUUGGAGUCAUCGUACCAAUGGUACGGAUCGUAGAUGCUUGCUCAAAGAUGCCGGUAGCUUCACUGGACUAUGUUUGCUGGAGUAGCAUUUUCUCGAUUCUAUUCCCCCAAUCAUUGCGCUCCAAGGCGACCCAGGAGGUGCGACGCGCCGCCACGCGCGCUCGCACUCGCAUGUACAUUCCACUCGAUACGUGAUCCCUUGACUGAACACCAUGAUCGUCAUGCAACAGAAGGUUUGCGACGACGUGAGCGCGCGCGCAAAGGGUCACCGCUACUCGUUUACAGAUUAGCACGAAGACGGAGGAGAAGCGGUUUGAAUUUGAGGCGGGCGAAUCAUGCAUAUCUUGAGCGAAUCGUGGGAUCGCUCGCGCAGGGGCAAGAGAGAAAGGCUACGAGCCUGACUAGUCUUUCUGAGAGUGCAACGUCAAAGCAAAGGGAGUCAAAAGUAGGGCCCCCAAAACAAGAGAGAAUGCGAUGCCAUCGUAGGGGGCAGUCAG
Messenger RNA from Ceraceosorus guamensis, 2687 nucleotides. RefSeq lists its product as hypothetical. Bases 279 to 2276 code for a protein of 665 amino acids. The transcript is spliced from 2 exons. The record is from RefSeq and is a predicted model, not a curated record. Lineage: Eukaryota; Fungi; Basidiomycota; Exobasidiomycetes; Ceraceosorales; Ceraceosoraceae.